Fusarium poae is the source of this 351-nucleotide messenger RNA. RefSeq lists its product as uncharacterized. The record is from RefSeq and is a predicted model, not a curated record. NCBI's taxonomy places the organism in Eukaryota, Fungi, Ascomycota, Sordariomycetes, Hypocreales, Nectriaceae. The transcript has a single exon. The coding region runs from base 1 to 351 and encodes 116 amino acids.
AUGACUUCUCAAUCAAUUCCCGGCGAGGCGCUUAACGCUUCUGAUCCAAGUAGCUAUACCACAGAGAAAAACAGCCGCCGUGAGCAGCCUAACGAUGUUACGUGCCGACCGGUCUUCAACCCGGCCACAAGGUGCGGCGCCUACUUCCUCCCUAUGGAGAUGCCCUCUCGCGAGCUUUUCCAGAUUUUCCUACCCUAUUCCUUAGUUAAAACAUGGGUUCAAUACACCAAUCGCUGGGUUGAAAGCUUGCUCCAAGACCGCCAUUUAUGGACCCCAGGCACGAAUCUCGCUGUAGAUGAGCGUAUGACCCCAGGGUUCAAAUCCACGACACCACAUCUGGGCUCAGUGUAG